AGACAUUGCUUGUUUUGUUGAGCAAUGACUACAUUACCCAUGAUGCUUUGCGCACGGCAAGACGAGAAGUGCUAAGGUAGAAGCGAGCAGCACUCUCGGUUUGUCCAAGUCAGCUUGAAGAGAUUUGACAUGGACCAAGACAACAAUUCAGAGGAUGAAUCGCUGGGACCAGCAGAUGACCCCUCAGAAGAUGCGCCGCCGUGCAUUCCUCCAGGACUUACCAACAGUGAAGCAAUGGAGCUACUAUGGCAGUAUCGAGCCCAGCGUCGGCAGUCAUCACCUGAGCUACCAGAGACAGUGACCCGUCUUGAAUCCCCUGAUGGCAGUCUGCUGUACCUAGUGGGCACUGCCCACUUUAGUGACAGCAGCAAAAGGGAUGUGGCCAAGACGAUCCGGGCUGUCCAGCCAGAUGUGGUAGUGGUGGAGUUGUGCCAGUACAGAGUGUCCAUGUUGAAGAUGGAUGAGAAUACGUUGCUGAGGGAAGCCAAAGAGAUUAACCUGGAAAAGGUCCAGCAGGCCGUCAAGCAGAAUGGGUUGAUGUCUGGCCUGAUGCAGAUACUUCUGCUGAAAGUUUCUGCUCACAUCACUGAGCAGCUCGGCAUGGCUCCUGGAGGGGAAUUCAGGGAAGCCUUCAAAGAGGCUGGGCGUGUGCCAUUCUGUAAGUUUCAUCUAGGAGACAGACCCAUCCCUGUGACGUUCAAGAGAGCCAUCGCUGCACUCAGCUGGUGGCAAAAGGUCCGUCUGGCUUGGGGUCUUUGCUUCCUUUCAGACCCAAUCAGCAAAGAGGAUGUUGAGAAAUGCAAACAGAAGGACCUGCUGGAACAGACCAUGUCAGAGAUGAUCGGUGAGUUUCCAGCUCUUCACCAGACUAUUGUGGCGGAGAGAGACAUCUACCUCACGCACACAUUGCGCCAGGCUACACGCUGUGUUGAGGCUCCCCCUAAUGCCCAGAAAAUGCCUGCUGUUGUAGUUGGAGUUGUUGGAAUGGGUCAUGUGCCUGGCAUUGAAAAAAACUGGGAUAACCAUCUCAACGUUAGUGAGAUUAUGAGUGUUGCACCCCCCUCCCAGUUUGGCUGGGUUUUGCAUGUGGUUGUUAAAGGCGUCAUGAUGGGGAUGCUGGGAUAUGUAUGCUACCGUGCCGGAGGGAGUUUAGUUAGAGCCAUGCUGUCUUCGUCCGCUGUCCGAUCAGUUGUGGACAAUCUGCGUCCAUUCCCAGCUUGACCUCACUGGUGAACUGAAAGCCUUCAUUGGCACAGUUAAUUCAUGAAAACAGUACAUUUUUUUACCAAUGGCCUUAAUAGAGGAUGUGGAGCUUGACGAUGGGUUGAUCAGCCCUCAAGAACCUGUAGGCGGAGAACUCCACAUCUCUCUGUGGUGCACCUAUGGACAUGGUAGGGCCAUACUGCCAAAGAAACCCAAACAGUACUGUUUUCCUAUUUUGUGAAAAGCCUGUAUUUUUUUAAGGUUUAAAAAAAAAAAUACCAUUAAUUAUUUCUGAAUACUUCAACUCCUAUUAAAUAGCCUAUUAGGUAUAUUAUUUUACAGUUUAAUAUCACAUCAACCGAAGAAUCUUCUUGUACUAAUUGCCCUGGAAAGACUUUCACUGAUAUCCCCGCUUUCCUUCCUCAAUUAUUGUGCCAGUUUUUGAUAAUUGGCCAGCACUUUAUUAAGUAGUUGUGCAAUGUGCGCAAAGGUGGAGGGAAGGAAAUACAAAAAUAACGUAAAAUAUAAAUUACUAUUACGCAUAUACGUAAUUUAUUUUUGGCCCUCACUGUUUGUUUGUUUUUAAAUAAUUUGUGCAGCAAGUUAUGUGAUUAAAUGAUUUACAAAUAUUGAAAUACCUGUAAUUUAAAAUGCAAACACAAAGAAUGAAACACGACUGGCAUAACAAAAAAAUGUUACACAUGUUCACAGUCUUGCCUAUGUCAAAAACCAAGUGCCUGUCUGUGCAGCUGCAAUGGUAUAUGCAUCCAUCUUUAUGUUACUAAAUGGUCAAUGCAUAUUUGUGAAAUUAUAAAGUAAUAUGAAAUCAUUAUUUUAAACAAAGCAUGUGAUUUAACAUGUUCUAUAUUGAUCUCAGUAGAAACAAUAUAGUGCCAUCUGUACAUUUAUUUCAGACCCUUUACAGGAAAGGCUCAUUAUCCUCAGGGUUUGUAAUGCAUAUAUAUAGUGAUAAUCAUUAAUGUCAUCACAAACCCACAGGAUUUGAGUGUAGCUAAACAAAAGGCACCAAGUGUUAUGCAUUGAACACAUCAGGUCUCAAUCUCUGGUUAAGGUUAAUUCCUAACUGUUUUUUUUUUUUUUUGUGAAGAAAGUUAUCUUUAAAGAUUCACAAUACUACAUCAUCUGACCUACAAUUCACCAGCUCUUUGUACUGUAGCCAUAUAAGCCCUUCCAGCUGUAUUUGUCUUCAUGUACUAAAUGUAAUUUUCACUUCUCAGUGGACUACUAAUUAGGAAAAACUUAUCUUACUUUGGCUGCUUUAAAUGACAAUUUUGAAUUGGUAUAAGGCCUAUUUAUUUAACUAAAUUGUUCUAGGGCUACCUUUCCACAAAGGUAAGGACUUACGUCUUCACUAUUAUUUUGAGAACUAUCAUCCUCUGCAGUGGACGUUUUGUUUGUGGUAUGUUUCUUUUUAUCAUUUAGAAGAUUUUGAAUACAAUAAACGUUCAUGUGAAAUACAAAUUGACGCUGUGCGUAGAAGAUUAAAAUGUCAAAGUAAGAAUCUGCAAAUGUGUUCACAUAUUGCUUCAAGUUCCGAGUCUAUACCACAGGAACUCUGUUUUUUAGGAAUUUGCUGAAAAAAUGAGCGUUUCCCAAGUUUUGAAAUGAACUGGGGACCAUUAUGGUGUUGUCCCGGGCUGGAUUUGGCCCCCGGAUUGCCAAUAAAUGGUAUGGAUCUAAAGGGGUGAAGAAGCCUUUAACCCUGUCUCUGCUGCAACUCUGCUCAUUUCAUUGCUCCAUUGUUUUUAUAAUGCAGCAGUAUUAAAAAGUCUUAACAAGA
Messenger RNA from Nerophis ophidion (straightnose pipefish), 3004 nucleotides. It is a transcript of the gene trabd, whose product is annotated as TraB domain containing. The transcript is spliced from 10 exons. The record is from RefSeq and is a predicted model, not a curated record. The coding region runs from base 130 to 1221 and encodes 363 amino acids. Lineage: Eukaryota; Metazoa; Chordata; Actinopteri; Syngnathiformes; Syngnathidae.